This is a messenger RNA of Daphnia pulex (common water flea), 1832 nucleotides long. RefSeq lists its product as uncharacterized. NCBI's taxonomy places the organism in Eukaryota, Metazoa, Arthropoda, Branchiopoda, Diplostraca, Daphniidae. Gene Ontology annotation, cellular component: cytoplasm. The record is from RefSeq and is a predicted model, not a curated record. The transcript is spliced from 3 exons. Bases 121 to 1746 code for a protein of 541 amino acids. Gene Ontology annotation, biological process: regulation of proteolysis; proteasome-mediated ubiquitin-dependent protein catabolic process. Gene Ontology annotation, molecular function: ubiquitin protein ligase binding.
AAAUUGGUCUCAGUUUCCAGUUGACCAUCAAUAAGUCGAGUCUGUUAUUUCAACUUCACCGUAGCCUACUUGCAAUUUUGUUACUUAACUCUUAAUUUUGGUUUUGUUGAUUACGUCAUCAUGACGUCGAAGGCAAUGAUGAUUGUGCCGUACGAAUGGAUUUUGGAGAAUGUCGGGCAAGAACCAACGACGAUCGCGUCGAAAAUGAUUUCGUUUCGUGGUCAAAAAGUUUUCCGCGUGGGUUUGAAGAAUCACGCGGUGGAUCCCGUUUUAUUUUUAGUGGCAGUUGAUCUGAACAAAAUGGGAAUGAAAGUGGAAGACGUAAAAUUUGGAAUGCAAGGCAGUGGACUCUGCCCAGCAAAGAUGGAGGAAAUGGCACAAGAGGAUUCGAACGAUGAAGGAAGUCUGCAGCUGUUCACCGUUACACUUAACGAAAAGAUCGUUGGAAACCGCAAAAUUAUGUUUCGAAUUUGCAUCGAAGGAACUGAUUAUUCCGGCUAUUGCUAUCAACUGAGCGAUCGUCUGGGCAAAGAUCAAUUAUGGGCUGCUCUAAAAAGUCAACAAAACAUGGCGGACAUUGAAUUAAUCGUGAAAGACAAAUCAUUUCCCGUUCACAAAGCCAUUCUUGCUGCCCGCAGUCGAGUGUUUGCAGCCGAAUUCGAGAGGCUUCAACCAGACGUUCCUCAACAGAUCCGAAUCGAUGGCGUGGAACCUUCAACUGCCGAGAAAUUUCUUCAUUUCAUCUACACUGGAGAGCCGAUGGGAACACUGGAAGAUGAAGUAUUACUCAUGUUGGCUGAACACUAUAAACUUGCAACUCUGGCUAAUUUGUGUGUUGAUGCUCUGAAGACUAUUGACGCCUUAAAAAUAGCGAGUAUCUUGAAACGUUUAAAUGACAACGACGAACAAAUGUCUUCUUCCAAAAUCAUGCCGGAGAAAGAGACAGAAAUAUUUUUUGAUCGGACGACGCCUACCUUUCGAUGCAGUUUGAAAUUUAAAAACCAUGAAAACGAACUAUCGAAAAGUGUGAUGCGAUUUCAGAAUGAGAACAUCUUUAGUGCGUACCUCACUGGAGAAAGAUUGUUAAAUACUGAUGACGAUUACUUUUAUGUUGAUAACCCCGUGAUUCAUUUAUCAUGCGCUAAGCAUCGCAACUUCGGGUUCAAAGUUGAGGAUGUUUAUUGCGAGCUCAAUGCAGAUAAUGAUUGGUUGAAAAUGGAAUCGCAAUAUUUUCAGGAAAACGCGGAAAUCCUUCACAUGACAGCAAAAUCGCAAUCGAGUUAUUGUGUCGAUUUUUCCGUUAAAGUAGAGUUUGACAUCAAAACGGUCAGCACGAUCGGCAACUAUUACUACGAGAUGAUGGACAAAAAUUGGCUGAAGGAUUUAUGGAUGGCAGCAACCAAGAAAAAGUGGACGGAUGUCGAAAUCUUUAUCGGAACUGUGAAGGUGAUGGAAGUUCAUCGAAUUAUUCUAUGCGCCCGGAGUCCUGUCUUCAAUGAACUUUUAAACAAAACCACUAACACAGAGAAAUCAAUCGUUACAUUGGGAGCGGAAUUUCAGGACGGGAUUGUCGAUAAUUUUCUAAAUUUCCUUUACACCGGCUGUUUAGAGUCGAGUGCCGGCGUCCAUCAACUUAGUCAAUUGGCCACAAUGUACCAAGUGGAGACUUUGAAAAAUGUGUGCCAGUUACUUAAUGCCAGCCGACCGGAUGCCGAAAAUCUAACCGACUAUCUUCUACAAUUGUGAUCGCUGGUUCAUUAACCUUGAUUAUGUUAUUGAGCAUUCCUCACAAGCUGUGCAUAUGUCUUUAAAAUACAGAAUUUCACGUUAAA